This is a messenger RNA of Hyposmocoma kahamanoa, 1601 nucleotides long. Its product is annotated as piggyBac transposable element-derived protein 3-like. Bases 73 to 1317 code for a protein of 414 amino acids. The record is from RefSeq and is a predicted model, not a curated record. Gene Ontology annotation, molecular function: sequence-specific DNA binding. NCBI's taxonomy places the organism in Eukaryota, Metazoa, Arthropoda, Insecta, Lepidoptera, Cosmopterigidae. The transcript is spliced from 2 exons.
GGCGAUUCAGGUGAGGAGGACUGUGACAAUAUAAAUCGUUUGAACCGACAUCAGUUACUUGCUCCAGCUGAAAUGGUAGUACUACAACGCGAAGAAACUAAUGGUGAUGACACCACCGACAAUGAAGUUUUAGUCAACCCUACUAGUACUGCUCAAAUCUUCGAACCCAUUUCUACGGCAUCGGUGACCGUCGCUAACCCUCGUCGUGGAAAACGGAGCAACAUCAGGCCACGAAAAUGGAUAAAACGAGAUUUGCGUCUUCAAGGAAAUGAGUGGUCACCUCCGCCUCCCCAUGUUGUGCUCACACUCACCAAAGAAAGUGAACCGAUUGAGUUCUUCGAAUUAUUUUUUAACGAAGACGUCAUAAGGUAUAUAGUAAGGCACACGGUAAUGUACGCCGUUGAAAAGCACAAUACUACUUUUUUUCGUCUUUCAGGGGAUGAGAUGUACUGCUUCAUUGGAAUUUUAAUUCUCAGUGGUUACGCGCCUUUGCCGAGACGGCGUAUGUAUUGGGAGUCAAACGAAGAUACCCACAAUGUUUUGGUGGCCAAAUCAAUGCGACGUAAUCGAUUUGAGGAAAUAUUUAGAUAUUUUCAUGUUGCUGAUAAUAGGAACCUAUGCACAGCGGAUAAAAUGGCAAAAAUUAGGCCAUUGUUCAACAUCAUGAAUGAAAAGUUUCUCGUAUACGCUCCCAUUGAAAAAAACUUCAGCAUUGAUGAAUCAAUGAUACCCUACUAUGGACGUCAUGGCUGUAAACAGCAUAUUCAUGGAAAACCUAUCCGUUUUGGAUUCAAAGCAUGGGUUGCAGCGACUCGCCUUGGGUACUGUUUGCAAGUAGACUUAUACGUGGGACGAUCAGAACCGCGAGAUACUGGCCUAGGGCAACAUGUUGUCACUAAAUUGACGAAUAAAGUAAAGAGCGAAUUUCCAGACACACAGUUUUCUGUGUAUUGUGACAAUUUUUUUACAUCACCUGGAUUAUUAAGUGCUUUAAAAAGUAGCAAUGUCAAAAUUACUGGAACAGUUCGUCAAAAUAGAGUGGACAAAUGUCCACUAAUGGAGGUAAAGUCUUGUAAAAAGCAGGCCAGAGGAUUUUACGAUUACAGGCUGGACACUAACGAUAAUAUUUGCGCCAUACGUUGGAAUGACAACAGCGUUGUUACACUGUUGUCAAAUGAAUUUGGCGUACACCCUGUUCAAAAAGCCCGCCGAUAUUCAGUUGCUGCCAAACAGAAAAUUCAUAUUGAUCAACCAAAUGUUGUACACCAGUACAAUCGAUAUAUGGGUGGAGUGCACUGUGUAAAAACAAAACAGUGAAAAUGUGCCGCAAAUGUGACGUUAAUUUGCAUGAUAAAUGCUUCGAUCCGUUCCAUUCAUAAAUGAUAUUACGUCUUAUGUACCUUACUAGCCCAUUUUAAUUACUCAAAGUUACUAUUUUUCUUAUCUAAACUAGAAAUAAAAAUGACUAGCUUAUAAUAUUGUUUUAUUUCGUCGAUUCUCUCUCCAUACUGGUGUACGACCUUAUGUGCCCAAGGGGUCGUUUUCGACCCACUGAAAAAAAUCUACUUUCAAAACUGAAAACCGCAAAUUACUACCACAAC